ACACAACCUGUUGUGAGCCCUCAUUGCCACUCAAAAAUAGCAUCUUAGGGCUCAUAAGUCGGAUCUGCAUCUCCGACCCCGCCAUCUUGCGGUUUUGACUGCGGCUUCCAGCUCCUCUUAGUCGAUUAUCGAAGCACUUCGUUCUGUGGGUGAUUUCCCGGUGCGAGUUUGUCUUGGACAAUAUCUUCCAAACUGAGGCCCCGCGCUAUUAUAUUAAUCGCGAUUGUAUAAAAUGGCUUUCGGAGGUUCGCGUGGUGGACGUGGAGGACCCCCCCGUGGAGGCCGCGGAGGUCCUCGCGGAGGUGGACGAGGUGGUGCCAGAGGCGGAUUAGGCUCUAGAGGUGGCCGUGGAGGUGGCCGUGGAGCUCCAAGAGGUGGCAGAGGCGGCAGGGGUGCUCGCGGUGGUGGUCGCGGUGGAAAGCCUGGUGCUAAGGGUGGUGCUAAGGUCAUCAUUGAACCCCAUCGUCAUGCCGGUGUCUUCGUUGCGAGAGGUGGUAAGGAGGAUCUCUUGGUUACAAAGAACUUGACCCCCGGCGAAGCUGUCUAUGGCGAGAAGCGCAUCUCCGUCGAAGCUCCGGCCACAGUGGACGGCGACAACACCACGACUAAGGUCGAAUACCGCGUGUGGAAUCCUUUCCGUAGCAAGUUGGCUGCUGGUAUUCUCGGUGGUCUGGACGAAAUUUACAUCAAACCUGGCGCCAAAGUUCUCUACCUCGGCGCUGCCAGCGGCACAUCAGUCAGUCAUGUUGCCGAUAUUGUUGGGCCUACUGGAACCGUAUACGCCGUUGAGUUCUCUCACCGUUCAGGACGUGAUUUGAUCGGCAUGGCCACCCACCGUACAAACGUCAUUCCGAUCGUCGACGAUGCGAGACACCCACUCCGCUACAGAAUGCUUGUUGGAAUGGUAGAUGCUAUAUUCGCCGACGUUGCGCAGCCCGAUCAAGCCCGUAUUGUUGGUCUGAACGCUCACUUGUUCUUGAAAGCUGGUGGCGGAAUCCUUGUCAGUAUCAAAGCCAACUGUAUUGACAGCACGGCGAAGCCCGAAGUUGUUUUCGCCAGAGAAGUCCAGAAAUUGAGAGAGGAGAGAAUAAAACCAAAGGAACAACUGACACUCGAACCGUUUGAGCGUGAUCACUGCAUAGUCGUUGGCGUCUACAGACCAUCUUGAUUGGAUUAAUGCUUGGAUGUCUCUUGUAUGGUGUUUUUUGAUUCUUGUUUAGUACAGGCGUUCUAUGUGUGGAUCCUUUUGGUUGCAAUUUACUUCAUACACUUUUCUCUGAUGAUGGGCCGACUAAA
Molecule: messenger RNA, 1296 nt
Organism: Coccidioides posadasii C735 delta SOWgp
Lineage: Eukaryota; Fungi; Ascomycota; Eurotiomycetes; Onygenales; Onygenaceae
Gene: NOP1
Product: rRNA methyltransferase NOP1
Biological process (GO): box C/D sno(s)RNA 3'-end processing; rRNA methylation
Cellular component (GO): nucleolus; small-subunit processome; box C/D methylation guide snoRNP complex
Molecular function (GO): RNA binding; histone H2AQ104 methyltransferase activity; rRNA methyltransferase activity
Source: RefSeq, a predicted model, not a curated record